AUGAGCAACAACGGUCAUCGUACGAUGAACACUUCUCUCCAAAAUCUUUACGAUGACUUUUUCAGAGAUAUUGACUCCAAUUCUCCAUUACGUAGAAUGAUUCCGUCACCGGUUCGAACCUCUACUCGAAAUUAUUCCAUGUUGCCGUCAUCACGAUAUUCGGAUUAUCAUUCGAGUGCUCAGAAAAGUUCUAAAUUUCAAAUCAUGUAUGCACAACUACCUUUGGAAAUGCAUUAUCAUUUAAUGUCGUUUUUAGACGAAGCGUCAUUGAUGAAGAUGGCCAUGAGUGGAAAGUGUAUUUUGGCAUUGGUCACCUUGUUUAUGAUUGGCGGAGGAGGAAGUGAAAUGUCAAAAUUCAAAUCCAUUUAUUCCUAUGCAAGAACAAAUCCCAAUGAAAUGGAGUUUUACAAAAUUUCGAACAGUUCAUGUCAACAAUUGAAAACUCGAAUUUCCAAACGAUUGCUGUUGAUCAUGUUGCAGAAUUUGAAUGAUUUGGUUAAAAAAGAAAACAAAAAAUCCAAUACUGCUUCAAUUUCUUCAACCUCGAAUGCUAGCAGCUCUACCAUCCGCAACACGUACAGUAGCAGUAAUUUAACCAAGCAAUCACCAAGAGGAAGUCCUGCAAGAUUAGAAUCAGUGACGUCAUCAUCAACAUCAAAUCUGGAAAAAAAGUCAUCACUUACUAGAGUUCAUUCUGACUUUAAUGUCUACUUGUCGAAAUUUGAUUUGUCGAAUGACGUCAUGGACAACAACGAUGGAAUGAAUUUUCAAUGGAUGGAGGAAUUCAAAAUUCAACACUUUAUUUAUGACUUUAAUGCUCUUGAUUUACAGGAUUUGACAAGUGUCAUUUUGCUCGAUAGUUCUGUUAUGAACACUUUGAGGAAAACUCUCAUUUCCAUUGGCGCUUUCAAGAACAUUCAAGCCCUCUAUUUAACGGUCAAUGACACAAUUUCACUGGAUCUUUUAUUUCCCUAUGCUGUGAAAAGCUCAUCUGGAUUCUUUUCUAAAUUAAUGGGAGGUUCAUCUUCAGAGAUGUCUCCAGCGAUUGGUGUCGCUUCAAGUUCUGUCGAUUCACCACCCACUUCAUCCUCAACGUUGUUAACGACAACAACAAUUCAAGAUCCCACUCCUUCCUUAUUGAGUUUUGAGGAUUUACUUCCUAGAAUUAAGGUACUUCAACUCACAAAUUACAUUCCCAAGAAAAAGUAUGAAUUGAAUCAAUUAUUGAAACAAACAGUUUCACUCAUGAGUUUAGAGAUUGAAUUUCCACUUCGAUUUUUUGCUAAAAUUGAUCCUUUAAAGUCGAAUGAGCAUCUUUCGAAAAAUUUAACCAAUCUUUCCAUUGUCAAACCUCCACAAUUAUUCAUGUCAGAAUUGGAUCCAUUCCAAGAAUUUCCAAAACUCAAAACAUUUAAUUAUAUAAUUUUACCAGUGAUGGACAAUGCUGCUACAAAGAUGGUCUUGAUGAAUAUUCUUGAAGGAAAUGUUGCAAGCGCGAGUGGAUCGACCUCGAAAUUAACUGCAAAACUUUUGGAUUCCAUUUCUUCGUAUCACACGGUGAUUGAAAAUUUUGUGAAUCGACUCAAAAAUUCAAAGCUUGAAACGAUCAAUUUUGUACAGAGACCACCCAAUCAUUCCUCCCCAUCAGAAAUUACAGAAAAACUGUUUACCUAUUUACGAAAAACAGGAGAGCAAUCACCCAUCAUUUUGUUUCCCAUGUUAAAAGAGUUAACAACUAAUGAUUCUCCUUUCGAAGAUUUUAAACGCUAUUGUGAUUCGUGGAGUUUAUUACUUUCAGGAGGGCCUUUAACUCACCGAUUUCAUAUUGGCACUGAGAACACUUUAGAGGUUUUGACCUAUAUUGUUCUCAUGGAACAUUUGCCAUAUGGUUUAAUGAAACUUGUGAAACAUCAUUCCAAGUCGUUGCAAAAAAUUAUAUUGGAAGCUCAUACUCGGUGUGUCCUCGAUCAUGCGUUGUUAAGCGUAGAUUCAGGAUUUUCAAAUUUACAAUACUUGAGUGUAUCUUCGUUUACGGUGACAGAUAUUGUGAGUUUGUUGAAUCCUUUAUUGAGAAGUCCAAAGUUAAGACAUGUACAACUCAAGGGAAUGACUUUUCCAGCCUUGCAAGAGUUGGAUAAGAAAGCAAUCAAAAGUCAAUCAUGCAAUUCCUCUUCAUUGGAAACUUUAGAAAUUUCUGAUUCUAGCAUGUAUAUUCAAUUUUUAAUUUGUCUCAUUUAUCCAAUGAGAAAGUCUCUGACACAUUUAAAGAUUUCCAACUGUACCAUGUGUGGAAAUUCUCUAACACGAAGUGAUAUUUAUGGUUUAAUUGGUUUGACCGAAGAAGAAUCAAGCAACGAUGUGACACCAUCCAUUUCUGAGUUCACGCAUGUUGAUUGUAACACAUUGAUUCGAUUUUCCAAAAUUCAUACACUCCAAAUUGAAAAAUCUAGUUUAGGAUUCUGCCAUGAACUCUUUUCCGUAUUUUCCUUUCCAUGCAUUCAUUCAGUCAUCAUUGGACCUGAUAUGAAAUGCGAAAAAGAAUACAAUACUUUUCACAGUAUUGCUGCGCUUUCCACAUUUAUUAAGGGCUCAAGUGCAAUAUACAAUAAUAAUCAUCAUGAAAAAAGCUCAGAUAUUAAUGGAAGCAGCACAACUUCAACGACUGGAGAACUUUCAACAUCUCCAACCUCACCCACAUUAUUGAGAUCUAAUACUGCCAUGAUUGACACUUUUUUCAUUCCAUCUCUAGAAAAUUUUGCCAUUCUUCACAAUCGAUCUAAGGAUAGCAUGAAUGCAUCAUUUUUCAAUACUGAUUUGCUUCAAGAGAUUUUCAAAUAUCAUGCUCACUCAUUGACAUGCUUGAAAUUGAAUGCACCUGUAAAUAUAUCUGCAAACAUUUGGAAAGAAGUGUUCACACCAAGUAAGAGACUUUGUCACAAUUUAAAAACGCUACAUAUUUAUUCAUACAAAUUUUCGAAUGAAGAGAUUCAAGAUUUAUUGGAAUUUUUACGACAUUUUAACAAUCUUACAGAUUUAUAUAUUGAAUUAGAUGGGAAGAAUCCAAGCAAUGAAUUCUUUGAAAGACUUGAAGAAAAAUGCAUUAAUUUGGAACAUGUUGAAAUUCUUGGAAACGGAUCGAAUGAUGUCAGUUAUCAAAGUUUGCUCAACUUUGUCAUUCAACUUAAAAAUUUGCAAUCUCUCACUCUACAUUUUGAACCUCGAGUGACGAAUACCUUCACCGGAGUUUCUUCUAUUGAAGAUUUGAAAACUGUUUAUCAAUCACGAAUUCACAAAGCAUCUCCAAAAAUUAUUUUCCAAAAACCAGUAUCAACCCUAGCCAAAUAUCAACAAUGA
Molecule: messenger RNA, 3354 nt
Organism: Naegleria lovaniensis
Lineage: Eukaryota; Heterolobosea; Eutetramitea; Acrasida; Naegleriidae
Exons: 1
Coding region: 1-3354 (1117 amino acids)
Source: RefSeq, a predicted model, not a curated record